AGUGUAUCACAAGCCGACCAAAGCUGAAAAAUUCAAUAAAAUUGAAACAAGAGUUGCAUGGCUGCGCAUGGGUAAUUUGAAACCAAGUUCACAGCAUAUUUUGUACGUUGAAGCUGUGGGAGAAAAGGCAACAUCAAUGCCAUCAGAAACUCUUGUGGCCUGGACGGAUCCAGCCUUACCAGCCUUUGUGGAUCCUCCUACGGUACAUCCCGCUGACAAUAUACCCGAAGGUGGUUCCAUGACCAUACUUUGUCUGGCCUUGGGAAAUCCUGCCCCCACUAUUUCAUUAUAUGUUGGUGGACAUUUAGUGCGCCAGGAUGCCUCAAGACAUAUGGUGACGGUUAUACACAAUGUGACCGCAGAUAUGGAGCAUGUGUCAUGUUAUGCCGAUAAUGGUUAUGGUGUGCCAAUGCAGGCCACAAGGAAGGUUAAUAUAUGCUAUCCCCCCAAAAUCCAAGCCGCCGGCAUAACAGUGGCCUCGGUGGGCAAUGAAGUGGAACUGCGUUGUCUAGUCGAUUCGAAACCCAAACCAAAAACCAUUUUCUGGCGUGAACAUGAUGGCCGUAUACCGGUCAUUGAGGGUGGCAAUUAUCACAUUAUGGAACGUAUCAAUGAAUCACAUCCGAAUUUAUAUACCAUGGUGUUGCGCAUUCACAAACUACAAGCAAGUGAUGUUGGCGACUAUUUCUGUCAUGCUGAAAAUCCAUAUGGUUCAAAGACCAUACCGGUAUCGGUACGUAUGCGCACCACCCCCGCCCUCAAUCAUAAUGUUACGGAAUGUUGUGCCCAACUGAAUGUUUCGAUGACUUGCCGCAGUGCCUGCAGCUAUUAUGUUGAUAUUGAUGCUAUAGCUGAUAAACCUGAAUGUAUUGUUGAAUUUGAUAAAAUGAUGCGUUGUGCCGCUGAUGGUUCAGAUCAUCGUAGUUGUUGUGCUGAUUCAAAUGUACCACGUAAAUGUCUGAAUUGGUGUCGCGGAGAGCCGGUGCGUUCCAAAGAGAUUUGUAGUUUGCAGUAUGCAAGAACUAUUGUGGGAUGUUUUGAAUCGAAUCGGGAUCGUCUACCAGGACCACCGGAAAAUAUUGCCGUUAGUGUGAUAUCGGAUAGUGAGGUGGUUAUAAAAUGGGAUCCACCAACCAAAAAUCCCAAUGCUGUUGAUGGCUAUCGUAUUUUCUACCAUGAAGCGGCCAUAAUUGGUAACGAUGUGACAUCUAGCGAAACAAUAAAUGGCGGUGCUGGUGUGAGACGCAUUGACGUCAAGGAAACCAGUGUGAAUAUAGAUGGUCUCAAAAAGGAUGUCUUAUACGAGUUGGUUGUGAAAGCUGGCAAUACCUAUGGUGCCAGUGUUUUAACGGAACCGAUAAAAUUCACACUUGGCGAGCAUCAUGUUACCUCCGCCACAACAUCAUACUCGAAUGCUGUGGGCACGAUAAGCGGCAUCGUUGCCAGCAUUUUGGCGGUGCUGUUAGCAGCCGCCGCCAUUAUUUUCUACAGACGACAUCGAGCAAAUGGUAAGGCAGCCACUGGAGUGGCAUUUGAGAAUCCAACAUACACUCGAGGUUUAGAACAAGUACAG
Musca vetustissima is the source of this 1573-nucleotide messenger RNA. Its product is annotated as Ig-like and fibronectin type-III domain-containing protein 1. Gene Ontology annotation, cellular component: axon; plasma membrane. Lineage: Eukaryota; Metazoa; Arthropoda; Insecta; Diptera; Muscidae. Gene Ontology annotation, biological process: cell-cell adhesion; axon guidance. Gene Ontology annotation, molecular function: protein binding. The transcript has 6 exons. The annotation marks the transcript as partial. The record is from RefSeq and is a predicted model, not a curated record.